Clarias gariepinus (North African catfish) is the source of this 1100-nucleotide messenger RNA. RefSeq names its product SAYSVFN motif domain containing 1 (gene saysd1). Bases 125 to 610 code for a protein of 161 amino acids. The record is from RefSeq and is a predicted model, not a curated record. The transcript has 2 exons. NCBI's taxonomy places the organism in Eukaryota, Metazoa, Chordata, Actinopteri, Siluriformes, Clariidae.
GGUGCGGCUUCUAAAAACGUUCGUGUACAACAUACAAAACACAGAACUAUUUACUGUCGCACAUGAAAUUUAAAAACCCUAAUUUUCUAAAUUGUUUUUAUUUUUUGUUCUUAAAUGUUUGAACAUGGAACAGAAGUUAGCAGAGUUCAGAGCCCGAAGGAAAGUCGAGAAACCCGCAACGAAACCAGAGAACCGAGCUGAUAGUAACUGCUCCGAGACACACACCGCUCCGAGUGAAGUGACCGAGUCCACGGAGACACACACGGCUGUACACAAGGAGAACAGAGACUGGUUGCUGGACAGCGCUAUUGGCCGCUGGCUCGGUAUACAGCGUUUGGCUGUUACUAAUCUGACGGUGCUGAAGGUCUUACUGUGGCUUGUCUUACUGGGUCUCUUCUCCGAGCUAGAUUUUGGGCUGCCUUUCUUUCUCCUGUCACUGUUUUACUGGCUCUAUGAAGGUCUGCGAAGUCCAGUUGCGAGGAGGCCUGGUGAGAUGAGUGCCUAUUCGGUGUUUAACCCCAACUGUCAGCCCAUCCUGGGUACACUUACUGCAGAACAGCUGGAGGGAGAGAUGGGUUACAGACCAUUAAACAGAAGAGUCAAUACAUAACACACUACUGACAAACCCUUGGACUAUGGCUAAAGUGUGUUGUCAAAAACUGCUGGUCUAGCAUACCAAAAGUGGCAAAUAAAAUACUUAAUAUAUUUGAUUAAAAAAAAAGUAUAGACAUACCUGUUUUUCUUUCUUCCAAGUCAUAAUCAUGUUUUAUCAAUUUUAACUAAGUGGAAUUUCCAUAUAAGUUCCAAAUAGACAUUUUAGUGGCUGUACAGAAAAAGGUCAAAAUGUUAAAAAUAAAGAAACAAAAAAUCUGUAUACCUCACUGGGAAAAGUGCAUAUUUAAAGACAUGCAAUAGUUGCCUGUACAACAUACAAGUCACCCCAUUAUGUUCUUUUCAUUAGAUAAUGAGACAAAAACAAAACUAAGAAAAAAGAAAAAUCUCAAUGCAGCCAUUUAGUUUUAUCCUGUUUACUUUAAAAUGUUUAAAUGAAAACAUUGACAGUAUAUACCCAUUUAUUGUUAACUCAAUAAAGCUUAUAA